This is a messenger RNA of Porites lobata, 2647 nucleotides long. The record is from the annotation of a GenBank genome assembly. NCBI's taxonomy places the organism in Eukaryota, Metazoa, Cnidaria, Anthozoa, Scleractinia, Poritidae.
AUGGACGAAAUUUUAGAUGUAAUAACAAGAGAUGAUGGAGCACAACUUGAGAAAAUUUUGUAUGCGGUUAAAUCAAAGAACACAAGUCAUUUGGAUUUGAGGACAAAAGAUUAUGAAAAGCUGUAUGUGUUUGCUUCCUUUUCAGGAGCACUAAAUUGCUUACUAGUCUUGUCAAAGCUCGGUGAGUAAAAGCAAGAAAAUUAUAAAUUAUAAAUUUAAUAAGCUUUAUGCUAUUCGGCAGUUUUAAGUCACUUCAGACCCAGGUAUAAGAGUUAUACCUGAAGGGUUUUGUUAUUACUCCGAUACAUUUUAUUAUUCGCUCAGGUUUGUUUUAUUUUGUUUUGUUUUAUUCCUUCUAAAACUUUAUUGGAAUCUCUUUGGUAGUUGGAGAGGAUGUAUUCUCUUUGGCAACAGGUUUUCCAAAUAAAAACAAAAUGCUAUCUAGAUACUUUAAUUUUUAUGUCUUAUCUAUUUUCAGUUAUCUUUCAUAUACCACUUUGGACCAUUUAAGCUGAGUUGUUUCUGACAAAUUCUCGUUUAUUGACGUCAGAGAAUAUAACAUUAGUUCCGGAAGUUCUUUUGUGCAAAAGAUCACGGAUAACUCCGACGACGGCGAGUAAACUAUUUUAGGAAGCACGAAGGGAGCGCACAAGAAAAUCAGUCCCUCGAAACAAAGGGAGCGGUGUAGAAAAUACGCAUUUACGCCAUCUUUACACUAGAAUCCGCAAUUUUCAUUUUGGUUCCAGAUUCAUUUCGCUGACGUACACGAAUAUGAGGGUUGAAUCCGAAAGCGUCCCGGUUUGGUUGAAUGUCCGAAGAAUUGAAUCCGAAAUCUCAAGCGAAUUUUUUGUAUCCGGAUCAAAUGAUAUGUCAACGCCUGCAAAUUCGAAUGCCCUAGAUGCAUGAAUCCGGAAAUAUUUAUAAGUCCGGAAAAAAUCUCUAGUGUAAGCCUAAACUUAACUUAUUUCAAAAUUGCUGCAUGAUUUAAGCCGCAAAACAAGCCCUAGGCCUGUAUUGUCAAUUUUAAUAGAUAAAUAAUUAUAAUAAUAAUAAUAAUUGAUUAUUCACAAAGGAAAAGGAGAUUAAGAGGUUAACCCUGUCUGGGUUCAUCUCCAAAAUCUCAAAUAUAUGUUCAUUAUGCUAAGCUCCCAACUCUAAAAAAUACCCUGGGCCCAGUUGUUCGAACGCGGGUAAGCGCUAACCCGGGGUUAAAUUUUAACCCGGGGUUCUUUUUCCUUACUAAAAAAAAGCACUCUCUCGGAUAAUUUUCUCUAUUUUUUUUAGCAUAUCCAAUCAUCAAAUUGUAGGCAAAGAGAAUUCAACUGAAUUGGCUUUUUAAGCUCUCAUAUCUGAGUUCAAAAUUUGCAAUAACCCUGAGUUAUCUUAACCCAGCUUCGAACAACCCGGCCCUGGGAGUUCAAACAUUUGGGCGCAUGAAUUUUAAGGUCGGAAAGCACCUUUCGAGAACUUUGUUACCGAGAGAGUCUGCUCUCCUUUAGUCAGCGCUGAGUGAUAGCGGUAGGUCUCUCUCUCUCGUUUUUUUCAUCCAUAUUGCACAUGUAUAAAUAUAUUUUAUUAGUUAGUUUAGUCUUGAUGAAUGUAGAGCUACUCCAUAGAAAAGUCAUCAAUAAACCGGAAUUGUUAUUAUUACUAUUAAUCUUAUUUUUGUUCGAAUAUAAUGCAGAAAUACGAACAAUGACAUUGACUUUGUAUUAUUGUAGGCAUAGAUAUCAAUCUCUCUGCUAGUCUUCAAUGUGCGUUACAUGACGUAGCCGUCAGUCCACUCAGAGUAGCUGUUGAAUACGACAAAGUAGACGCAGUAAAAUGGCUUUGUUACCAAGGAGCCAAUGUCAAUUACAGAGAGGCCGUGUGGAGUACCAAGGCUGAUGACAUCACUUCCGGUAUGUUUGUUUCCAGUUCAUGCCAAGUACCCUGUAUGACACCUCUGCAUUUCGCACAAUCACCGGAGUGUGUUGAAAUUCUGCUUGAACAUGGGGCCGACCUGGCUGCCCAAGAUUGCAUGGGAAAGACACCUGUUUCCAUGGCAACACUUGAUGGCCGCCUCGAUGUUUUGGAAGCCCUUUGCAGUCAUAGAGCUCCCAUUAAUUUAGCAAGCAGCUGGGGCGCGACGCCACUUAUGUAUGCUCAAUACGCACGCAGGAGACUAGAACGAGUUUCAGCAACUGAAGUACUGUGUCGUGCGGGCGCUGAUGUGAACUUGCAAGACAGAAAUGGACGCACAGCCCUGCACAUGGCUAAAGAUGUAGAGUGCGUCUGUUUGCUUCUGUCCUAUCAUGCUGAUCCUGCUAUUGAAACAGUAUUUGGGAAGACACCGCUUAUUACUGCUGCAGAGAACGACUGCUGGGACAUUUGUCGAUUGUUGUAUGAUGCACAGGCCACGCCCAGUCUAGGGGCUCUGGGCAAAGAAACCGGUCUGUUUUGUUCACUGUCACGUGAUCACCAAACUUGGCUUCUACAGUGUUCCAGAAAAGUGCGUGAUCUCGCGCAUCUUUGUCGAAGCGUUAUACGUCAGCAGCUUAAAAGACAAUGCAAAAAUGUCACACAAGGAAGCAAACUGUUGCCACUCCCUAGUGUACUUAAAAACUAUAUUUCAUUUGUUGUAACAGGGGAGAGAGAAGGCCUGUGA